Molecule: messenger RNA, 3884 nt
Organism: Maniola jurtina (meadow brown)
Lineage: Eukaryota; Metazoa; Arthropoda; Insecta; Lepidoptera; Nymphalidae
Gene: Doa
Product: dual specificity protein kinase CLK2
Exons: 13
Coding region: 418-3570 (1050 amino acids)
Biological process (GO): protein phosphorylation
Cellular component (GO): nucleus
Molecular function (GO): protein kinase activity; ATP binding
Source: RefSeq, a predicted model, not a curated record
UAUGAGGAUGUGUGAAAGGAGUUUAUGAAUUAUCAAAUCCAAAACGCUCGCCAUCACUUACCCGACAUUAGUGUUCAACCGAAAAUCUGUCUAAGAGUUACGAUUUAAGCUCAUGAAACACUUCGUCGUACGCAAAGCCCGGAACCAGCAUAAAGCGUGAUACGUCACAGUGAACCUGUCGGGAAGAACGUGCGGGACAGGUUUGGCAUGCGAAUGCGCGUGCGCAUAUGUGCCUUCGUCCAUGAAGAUGCGAGUGAGAGAUGGCGACCUCUUCACGCUUGCGCCCGUUCUAUUUGCGUUCGCCUUCGUCACGCGGUACGCCUUCAGUCAGUCGCAAAGAUCAGCCGGCCGCCCAGCGCGUCUGUGCCGCCGCACUAAAAUCCCGAACGCUCGCGCCGCGGGCGGCCAGCGCGAGCGAUGGCUGCCCAGCCGCCGCGUCCACCUCCUAACAACCUGCUGUUCAGCGGGCCCCCGCCCUCCCUGCCGCGAGUAGUUCUGAUACCCAGUGACCCCGCUGUGCCCCGAACUACUUGCGACGUUGCAUUGCAUGCUGUCCUUGACCAAAGCAACUAUGCGGAUGACUUGGACGAAAUAAACAACGUGGGUGUGCCUACAUAUGAUGAACUGUUCGGUGACCAAGAGGACAAGCACGUUAUCGAGAAAGAUCCUGUAGAUGAGCAGUAUCAUACGUAUAAUUUUAUACGGCGAACGCGUAGUUUUGAUAUUUCGGAUAUUUAUGUAUCUACAUAUGAAGGCGAUUUAGACGAUAGCGUAUUUAGACACCGACGAUCUGAACCAGAUUUAUCAAAGUAUGGUAUGUUUGUUGAAGCAGAAAUAACUUUGCAACCUUCACAGCUGCAUUCCCUUGUGUUAAAUAAUCCUUUUUACGAUGGUGCAUAUGCAAUGACUCCCAACGAUGUAAAUGAGAAUGUUGUUGUGUUACCAGAAAAUUAUUUAGCCUUUGAAGAUUCAUUCGUGCCUACAUGGGAAUAUAAGCCAGAAUUUAUUGUUAAUCCAGAAUUGAAUCCAGGGCUUUACUAUGAUGGACUUCCGCUAAUACCUCCUAAUGAUCCAUGGUCUGCAUAUGGAAACCAAAACAGUUCGUUCCAGUAUUACACGCCUCAGUUCGAAAUACCAUCCGAAGAGGCUGGUGUUCAAUACAUGCGAUUAAGCGAUUUAGAGUGUGCUAAUAUACCUCAAUAUAUGAGUCUUCCAGUGAUUGAGCAAGCUACACAAAUUGAAUCACGUCCUGAUGAAAUUGAAAACAUUGAAGGGGCAAAUAAUACCAAGCACGAUAAUGUUGAUAAUCCAAGGGAAAAUAAUGAAAAUAAUACAACAAGUCCACAAGACGCAACAUCAGCUGUAUGUGUGUCAUCUGAAACCAUAAUAAAUAAUUCUUUAAAUGAAGAAGAUAAGCUUAGCGGUGUUGAUUCGAAUAUAAACAGGGAAUCUUCUCGUAGUGAAGAUCUUGAAUCUAUCAAUGCGGACAUAUCAAACGAUGUAACCUCUAGUUUAGCAUACAUACCCAGUAGCAAAAGUUCACAAGGGCAGUGUGGAAGUGACGAUACAAGUGAUGACACUUCUCCGUGUUCAACUGAUUAUCAUGAAGCUUCUGCUCUUGAUUUAGCUCAAAGUUUAGAUGAACUCUCUUGCUGUGAUAGCACUGACUUCUCCCAAAGCAGAGAUGAAACGUCUCCGCUCAAUGAAGACAUACUGGACGAUGAUAAAACAGUGUCUAGUGUAGUUAAAAAUGAAUGUAAUGGACCAGUAUUAACAUCAGUUCAUCCUGUGGCUAGUCUACCUCUCAAUCAAUUAUGCUCCAUUCCAUCACAAAAACAAUUGCCACAAAAACUCCCACCAGUGCCGAAUAAUGUUAAAAAUAAUGAAAAAACUUCACAUAGUGCGUCAGAUUCUCAGUGUACUGUGGUCGCAUGUGAACCUGUAGUUUCAAAAAGUGCUAAAACAAUACCAAGUGUAGUAAACGUUAGCAAAACCGUGACGCCUGUGACUCUAAAGUCAACACCUGUAAACAGUGUAGAUAUUGCAAAUGCGCAGCUAAUAAAGCAGCACCCUCACCCACCGGCAGUGCCUUCUGCCUGGUUAACCAAAACAUCCAACCACCAAAACGUUGAUCAAAAAUCAACCAAUGCAGUACAAGGAGUGCCACAAAUUCUAGUCCAAAAUUCGGAAGGAGAAAUAAAACAGCAAAAUCACAGUGCAACAUCUUCUGCAAAUCGAAUUAUAGUCAACCAACCAACCUCUGCUCAGCCUUCGUGUUCGUAUGCACCACAUUUGCCGCCACAGCCUUCGCAACUAAAACCCGACAGUCAACCCACAGAAGUAGAGAGCUCCCGGGCACGCUCCUCCGUCAAGGACGACAAGGAUGGACAUCUGGUCUACUGGCCCGGAUAUGUCAUGGGAGCGAGAUACAAAAUCAUCGAGACUCUCGGUGAAGGCACCUUCGGCAAGGUGGUCGAGGUGAAGGAUUUAGAAAUACGAGUGCACUCACCGAACGCGUUGGGCCAAUGUGUACUAGAGCCUUCACUGUCACAUCAAUCGUCACCUGUUCCACAACCCGCAUCUACCUCAGAAACCUUCUCAUUCAAACGGGAGCACAGGAUGGCUCUGAAGAUAAUUAAAAACGUUGAGAAGUACAGAGAGGCUGCAAAAUUAGAAAUUAAUGUUUUAGAAAAGUUAGCUGACAUUGACCCUGAUUGUAAAAAUUUAUGUGUUAAGAUGUUAGACUGGUUCGAGUACCACGGGCACAUGUGUAUUGCAUUUGAGAUGCUUGGACAAAGUGUAUUUGACUUCCUGGUGAGUAACAAAGACAACAACUACCAACCUUACCCGCUGGAGCAAGUGCGGCACAUCGCGUACCAGCUCGUGUACAGCGUGCUGUUCCUGCACGACAACAAACUCACGCACACCGACCUCAAGCCCGAGAACAUUCUGUUUGUGGACAGCGACUACGAGGUCGUCAGUGUAUAUAAUAGUUUUAAGAAGAAGCAUGAAAUGCGGCGCGUUAAACGCAGUGACGUUCGUCUCAUCGACUUCGGCAGCGCGACCUUCGACCACGAGCACCACAGCACAAUCGUCUCCACGAGGCAUUACAGAGCGCCUGAGGUUAUAUUAGAGUUGGGAUGGUCGCAGCCGUGCGACGUAUGGUCCAUCGGUUGCAUCAUGUUCGAGCUGCAGCAGGGCAACACGCUGUUCCAAACGCACGACAACCGCGAGCACCUCGCCAUGAUGGAGCGCAUCUUGGGGCCCAUACCCUGCAGAAUGGCAAGAAAAACAAGAACAAAGUAUUUCUAUCAUAGCAAAUUAGACUGGGACGAGAAAUCGUCAGCUGGCCGAUACGUCAGAGAAAAUUGUAAACCAUUAUCGAGGUACCUGCAAGGCAACAGCGAAGAACACCGGCAGCUGUUCGACCUGAUAGCGCGCAUGCUGGAGUACGACCCCACGCAGCGCAUCACGCUGCGCGACGCGCUGAAGCACCCCUUCUUCACCAAGCUGCCCGCGCACCAGAGGCUAGGAUUCCAGUAUACAAGGCCGUCGUUCCUUAGGCAGUGACCGCACGCGCUGCAACGGUGAGAGUUCCGGCUCGCGGGAGCGCUCGCACUCGCUGAGUAGGUGAGGCGCCGCGCCCGCCCGCUCCGCUCCGCUCCCGCCCGGCCUGGACCGGCCCGGACCGUGACCGGCCCGGACCGCGACCGCGACUGGCUCCACUAUACAUACAUGUACAUUUGUUAUGAAGUGAUAAGUGAUAAUAUGAUUUGAACUGCGUAAUAUAGAUUUAUUUUGUUGUGAAUCGGUACUUCUCAAUUUGUAUUUAUAAAAUAAACUUAAUUAAUUACUUGAAUAAAGACUGUUGGUCUGUGAAAAAA